AUGAUUUUUGAUAAAUUUAUGAGUGAAGCCUUCGUUGAAGCAAGACGUGCUCUCUCGGUUGGUGAAGUUCCAGUUGGUUGUGUAUUUGUUUACCGUGGAAACAUUAUAGCCAGAGGAGCAAAUGAAGUAAAUGCCACCAAAAAUGCAACACGCCAUGCUGAAUUUGUGUGCAUAGACCAGAUUUUGGAAUAUUGCGUUAAAAAUGGCCUUAGCCAUGAAGAUGUAUUCCCUGAAAUUUCUGUAGUGGUUACCGUAGAACCUUGUAUUAUGUGUUCGGCUGCGUUGCAUGAUCUUAAAGUUAAGGAAAUCAUAUAUGGUUGUGCAAAUGAUCGUUUCGGUGGCAAGACAGUUGUUGAUGUUCCACAAGUGGUGAAUUAUCAUGUGAAGGUGGAGGGUGGCCUGUGUGCCGAAGAGGCAAUGGAUUUAUUAAAGGAAUUCUACAAGGGUGAAAAUCCCUCAGCACCAGUUGCAAAAAGUAAAAGAUAGUAAAU
This is a messenger RNA of Musca vetustissima, 491 nucleotides long. RefSeq names its product tRNA-specific adenosine deaminase 2. Lineage: Eukaryota; Metazoa; Arthropoda; Insecta; Diptera; Muscidae. Gene Ontology annotation, biological process: tRNA wobble adenosine to inosine editing. The record is from RefSeq and is a predicted model, not a curated record. The transcript has a single exon. Gene Ontology annotation, cellular component: cytoplasm; nucleus. The coding region runs from base 1 to 486 and encodes 161 amino acids. Gene Ontology annotation, molecular function: tRNA-specific adenosine-34 deaminase activity.